Messenger RNA from Galdieria sulphuraria, 377 nucleotides. RefSeq lists its product as uncharacterized. Gene Ontology annotation, biological process: mitotic cell cycle. The transcript is spliced from 4 exons. The coding region runs from base 125 to 355 and encodes 76 amino acids. NCBI's taxonomy places the organism in Eukaryota, Rhodophyta, Bangiophyceae, Galdieriales, Galdieriaceae. The record is from RefSeq and is a predicted model, not a curated record. Gene Ontology annotation, cellular component: mitotic spindle; DASH complex.
GAUUGUGUUACAUAGUUUUAUUUUUGGAUAUGAAAAAUGGCAAAUGCAUUUCGAUUUUCAAAUCCAUCCUUUCGCGGGGAAGGCAGUUAAUUGGGAGGAAGAAGAGAGAAGAGACGGAUAAGAAAUGCAACAAGAAGACCUUGUUACUUUGCAACAGCUAAACACAUUCACUUGCCAUUUGAACGAAAGCUUUCAACAGAUUGAGGAAAGACUAAAAGUUCUGGAACUAAAAGCAACAAGACUUGAAGAAACAACUGAUAGAUGGGACAAAUGGUUAAGAAGCAUUGGCAAAUUAAGGAUGAAGCAACGACAAGAAAACACAAAACUUGGCACCAAAAAAUUGCCAACCAACUAAGCGAACCUUAAGAAAAAUAAAA